AUGAACAGAUGCAAGAGGUUCGUCUUCGUCGACGGGCUUACGGGGUUAUAUGUGGCCAAUGCGACUGCGGAACCGGCUACCGGUGGCGGGAGGGACCACGUCUUGCGCGGCGGGAAGAUGGACGAUGUGAGGAAAGGAGUUGAGAGGGCCAUUGACGAGGUUUCCAAGGAGGGGAGCAAGGUCGUGCUCUUGGUGGACGGCAUGGAUGCGUGGUUGGCGAUGGGGGGGGUCGGCGCGUUGGGGGCGGUGAAUGUGUUGAACUGCUGGAGGGAGAGGGUUCACGCUGCCGUGGUGGCCGUUUCGGCGGACGACGCUCUCAUUCACGCACAGAACACGACGCUGGAAAGGGACCACGCGGCAUUUGCGCUGGGUCUCGCGCAUGAAGCGAGUAUAGUCAUGUCGUUGCGACUGCUGGACACGGGGACGGCGAGGGACGUCAGCGGCGUCGUGAGGGUGACGGGCGGUGGCAAGGCGGACGGGCAUGACGACGGGAGCGGAGGCGGAGAGGGCGAGUUCCUGUAUUUUGUCGGCGGGGAUGGCGGUGUCAAGGUCUUUGAGAGGGGGACGUGA
Molecule: messenger RNA, 570 nt
Organism: Metarhizium album ARSEF 1941
Lineage: Eukaryota; Fungi; Ascomycota; Sordariomycetes; Hypocreales; Clavicipitaceae
Exons: 2
Coding region: 1-570 (189 amino acids)
Biological process (GO): tRNA wobble uridine modification
Cellular component (GO): elongator holoenzyme complex
Source: RefSeq, a predicted model, not a curated record